Homo sapiens (human) is the source of this 3341-nucleotide messenger RNA. It is a transcript of the gene SMAD7, whose product is annotated as SMAD family member 7. Gene Ontology annotation, cellular component: transcription regulator complex; cytoplasm; protein-containing complex. The record is from RefSeq and is marked reviewed. Lineage: Eukaryota; Metazoa; Chordata; Mammalia; Primates; Hominidae. Gene Ontology annotation, molecular function: transcription regulator inhibitor activity; activin receptor binding; type I transforming growth factor beta receptor binding. The coding region runs from base 542 to 1822 and encodes 426 amino acids. The transcript is spliced from 4 exons. Gene Ontology annotation, biological process: negative regulation of T-helper 17 type immune response; negative regulation of T-helper 17 cell differentiation; ventricular septum morphogenesis.
AUUGCCUGCUUCUCCCCACCCCCAAAUUAAGUUGCUUAGCAAGGGGGAAAGAGGCUUUUUCCUUCUUCCAACAGCCCAGCCGAACGCCUUUCGUUUUUUGCCCCCGCGGACCUUCCAUGUAGGAAGCCGAGGCUGGCGAGCCCGACAUUCGGGAGCCACUGCGGGGGGGCCUCUUUUUGGGGAGGCGCCGACGGGGGCAGGCUCGGCCGUCCCCAGGGAAGCGGCGGCCGGGUUCCUCCGGGGCGCGCCGGGGCCGGAGAGCCGCGCAGGGCGCGGGCCGCGCGGGGUGGGGCAGCCGGAGCGCAGGCCCCCGAUCCCCGGCGGGCGCCCCCGGGCCCCCGCGCGCGCCCCGGCCUCCGGGAGACUGGCGCAUGCCACGGAGCGCCCCUCGGGCCGCCGCCGCUCCUGCCCGGGCCCCUGCUGCUGCUGCUGUCGCCUGCGCCUGCUGCCCCAACUCGGCGCCCGACUUCUUCAUGGUGUGCGGAGGUCAUGUUCGCUCCUUAGCAGGCAAACGACUUUUCUCCUCGCCUCCUCGCCCCGCAUGUUCAGGACCAAACGAUCUGCGCUCGUCCGGCGUCUCUGGAGGAGCCGUGCGCCCGGCGGCGAGGACGAGGAGGAGGGCGCAGGGGGAGGUGGAGGAGGAGGCGAGCUGCGGGGAGAAGGGGCGACGGACAGCCGAGCGCAUGGGGCCGGUGGCGGCGGCCCGGGCAGGGCUGGAUGCUGCCUGGGCAAGGCGGUGCGAGGUGCCAAAGGUCACCACCAUCCCCACCCGCCAGCCGCGGGCGCCGGCGCGGCCGGGGGCGCCGAGGCGGAUCUGAAGGCGCUCACGCACUCGGUGCUCAAGAAACUGAAGGAGCGGCAGCUGGAGCUGCUGCUCCAGGCCGUGGAGUCCCGCGGCGGGACGCGCACCGCGUGCCUCCUGCUGCCCGGCCGCCUGGACUGCAGGCUGGGCCCGGGGGCGCCCGCCGGCGCGCAGCCUGCGCAGCCGCCCUCGUCCUACUCGCUCCCCCUCCUGCUGUGCAAAGUGUUCAGGUGGCCGGAUCUCAGGCAUUCCUCGGAAGUCAAGAGGCUGUGUUGCUGUGAAUCUUACGGGAAGAUCAACCCCGAGCUGGUGUGCUGCAACCCCCAUCACCUUAGCCGACUCUGCGAACUAGAGUCUCCCCCCCCUCCUUACUCCAGAUACCCGAUGGAUUUUCUCAAACCAACUGCAGACUGUCCAGAUGCUGUGCCUUCCUCCGCUGAAACAGGGGGAACGAAUUAUCUGGCCCCUGGGGGGCUUUCAGAUUCCCAACUUCUUCUGGAGCCUGGGGAUCGGUCACACUGGUGCGUGGUGGCAUACUGGGAGGAGAAGACGAGAGUGGGGAGGCUCUACUGUGUCCAGGAGCCCUCUCUGGAUAUCUUCUAUGAUCUACCUCAGGGGAAUGGCUUUUGCCUCGGACAGCUCAAUUCGGACAACAAGAGUCAGCUGGUGCAGAAGGUGCGGAGCAAAAUCGGCUGCGGCAUCCAGCUGACGCGGGAGGUGGAUGGUGUGUGGGUGUACAACCGCAGCAGUUACCCCAUCUUCAUCAAGUCCGCCACACUGGACAACCCGGACUCCAGGACGCUGUUGGUACACAAGGUGUUCCCCGGUUUCUCCAUCAAGGCUUUCGACUACGAGAAGGCGUACAGCCUGCAGCGGCCCAAUGACCACGAGUUUAUGCAGCAGCCGUGGACGGGCUUUACCGUGCAGAUCAGCUUUGUGAAGGGCUGGGGCCAGUGCUACACCCGCCAGUUCAUCAGCAGCUGCCCGUGCUGGCUAGAGGUCAUCUUCAACAGCCGGUAGCCGCGUGCGGAGGGGACAGAGCGUGAGCUGAGCAGGCCACACUUCAAACUACUUUGCUGCUAAUAUUUUCCUCCUGAGUGCUUGCUUUUCAUGCAAACUCUUUGGUCGUUUUUUUUUUGUUUGUUGGUUGGUUUUCUUCUUCUCGUCCUCGUUUGUGUUCUGUUUUGUUUCGCUCUUUGAGAAAUAGCUUAUGAAAAGAAUUGUUGGGGGUUUUUUUGGAAGAAGGGGCAGGUAUGAUCGGCAGGACACCCUGAUAGGAAGAGGGGAAGCAGAAAUCCAAGCACCACCAAACACAGUGUAUGAAGGGGGGCGGUCAUCAUUUCACUUGUCAGGAGUGUGUGUGAGUGUGAGUGUGCGGCUGUGUGUGCACGCGUGUGCAGGAGCGGCAGAUGGGGAGACAACGUGCUCUUUGUUUUGUGUCUCUUAUGGAUGUCCCCAGCAGAGAGGUUUGCAGUCCCAAGCGGUGUCUCUCCUGCCCCUUGGACACGCUCAGUGGGGCAGAGGCAGUACCUGGGCAAGCUGGCGGCUGGGGUCCCAGCAGCUGCCAGGAGCACGGCUCUGUCCCCAGCCUGGGAAAGCCCCUGCCCCUCCUCUCCCUCAUCAAGGACACGGGCCUGUCCACAGGCUUCUGAGCAGCGAGCCUGCUAGUGGCCGAACCAGAACCAAUUAUUUUCAUCCUUGUCUUAUUCCCUUCCUGCCAGCCCCUGCCAUUGUAGCGUCUUUCUUUUUUGGCCAUCUGCUCCUGGAUCUCCCUGAGAUGGGCUUCCCAAGGGCUGCCGGGGCAGCCCCCUCACAGUAUUGCUCACCCAGUGCCCUCUCCCCUCAGCCUCUCCCCUGCCUGCCCUGGUGACAUCAGGUUUUUCCCGGACUUAGAAAACCAGCUCAGCACUGCCUGCUCCCAUCCUGUGUGUUAAGCUCUGCUAUUAGGCCAGCAAGCGGGGAUGUCCCUGGGAGGGACAUGCUUAGCAGUCCCCUUCCCUCCAAGAAGGAUUUGGUCCGUCAUAACCCAAGGUACCAUCCUAGGCUGACACCUAACUCUUCUUUCAUUUCUUCUACAACUCAUACACUCGUAUGAUACUUCGACACUGUUCUUAGCUCAAUGAGCAUGUUUAGACUUUAACAUAAGCUAUUUUUCUAACUACAAAGGUUUAAAUGAACAAGAGAAGCAUUCUCAUUGGAAAUUUAGCAUUGUAGUGCUUUGAGAGAGAAAGGACUCCUGAAAAAAAACCUGAGAUUUAUUAAAGAAAAAAAUGUAUUUUAUGUUAUAUAUAAAUAUAUUAUUACUUGUAAAUAUAAAGACGUUUUAUAAGCAUCAUUAUUUAUGUAUUGUGCAAUGUGUAUAAACAAGAAAAAUAAAGAAAAGAUGCACUUUGCUUUAAUAUAAAUGCAAAUAACAAAUGCCAAAUUAAAAAAGAUAAACACAAGAUUGGUGUUUUUUUCUAUGGGUGUUAUCACCUAGCUGAAUGUUUUUCUAAAGGAGUUUAUGUUCCAUUAAACGAUUUUUAAAAUGUACACUUGA